AUGCCCUUUCAUGUAGAAGCCUCUUCAACAUCCUGUACAUGUGCUUUCUGGGUCUUCAUAGAAUCUCACUGCUAUUAUCCUCUCAUCCCAAGAUACAGUCAAAUCUCUAAAGAACCUAAUGGAGGCCUGUUUCCUGCCAUUCUCAAUCUUGCGAGCAAUGCUCACAUCAUCACCAAUGCCACCUGCGGUGAGAAGGGGCCUGAGAUGUUCUGCAAACUCGUGGAGCACGUGCCCGGUCGACCUGUGCGGAACCCCCAGUGCCGGAUCUGCGAUGGCAACAGUGCCAACCCCAAAGAACGCCAUCCAAUAUCAAAUGCGAUAGAUGGCACCAAUAACUGGUGGCAAAGUCCCAGUAUUCAAAAUGGGAGAGAAUAUCACUGGGUCACAAUCACUUUGGACUUAAGACAGGUCUUUCAGGUCGCCUACGUCAUCAUCAAAGCUGCUAAUGCCCCUCGACCCGGAAACUGGAUUUUGGAGCGAUCCCUGGAUGGCACCAAGUUCAGUCCCUGGCAGUAUUAUGCAGUUAGUGACACGGAGUGUUUGACUCGUUACAAUAUAACCCCAAGACGGGGGCCGCCCACAUACAGGGCAGAUGACGAAGUGAUCUGCACCUCGUAUUAUUCUAGGCUGGUGCCACUGGAGCAUGGAGAGGCCAAUUUUUUCAAUGGGAGACCCAGCGCUGAUGAUCUUUCCCCCAAGUUGUUGGAAUUUACUUCUGCACGAUACAUCCGUCUGCGCUUACAACGCAUUCGAACCCUCAAUGCAGAUCUGAUGACCCUCAGCCACCGGGACCUGAAGGACCUCGAUCCUAUCGUGACAAGACGAUAUUACUAUUCAAUAAAAGACAUUUCUGUUGGAGGAAUGUGUAUUUGUUAUGGCCACGCCAGUAGCUGCCCAUGGGAUGAAACUACAAAGAAACUACGGUGUCAAUGUGAGCAUAACACCUGUGGGGAGAGCUGCAGCAGGUGUUGUCCUGGGUACCACCAGCAGCCCUGGAGGCCUGGGACCAUUUCUUCGGGUAACAUGUGUGAAGAAUGUAAUUGCCACAAUAAAGCGAAAGACUGCUACUAUGAUGAAAGUGUUGCCAAUCAGAAGAAAAGUUUGAAUAUUGCUGGACAGUACAGAGGAGGAGGGGUUUGCAUAAAUUGCCUGCAGAAUACCAUGGGAAUCAAUUGUGAAACCUGUAUCGAUGGAUAUUAUAGACCACACAAGGUGUCUCCGUACGAGGACAACCCUUGCCAUCCCUGUGACUGUGACCCUGUGGGGUCCCUCAGUUCUGUCUGUAUUAAGGAUGAUCUCCAUUCCGACUUACACAGAGGGACAUGGCCAGGUCAAUGUCCAUGCAAGGAAGGCUACACAGGAGCAAAAUGUGAUCGCUGCCAAUUUGGCUACAAGGGUUACCCAGCCUGUGUCCGCUGUGACUGCAGUCCGGCUGGCAGCGUGAACGAGGACCCGUGCUCAGAGCCUUGUCUCUGCAAGGAAAAUGUUGAAGGGAAAAAUUGUGAUCGCUGCAGGCCAGGAUUUUAUAACUUGAAGGAAAGAAACCCCCAGGGCUGCUCUGCGUGUUUCUGCUUUGGCGUGUCUGACGUCUGUGAUAGUCUUUCCUGGCCCAUCACUCAGGUGAAAGACAUGUCUGGUUGGCUGAUCACCGACUUGAUCAGUCCACGUAAGAUCCCAUCUCAGCAGGACGGUCUGGGCGGGCGUCAUCAGAUCAGCAUCAACAACACCGCGGUCAUGCAGCGGCUGACUUCCAAGUAUUACUGGGCGGCCCCGCAGGCCUACCUCGGAAAUAAGCUGACUGCAUUCGGUGGAUUCCUGAAGUACACGGUGUCUUAUGAUGUUCCAGUGGAGACAGUGGACAGCGCCCUCAUGUCUCAUGCUGAUGUCAUCAUUAGGGGAAAUGGACUCACUUUACGCACCCAGGCUGAGGGCCUGUCACUGCAGCCCUACGAAGAGUACUUCAACGUGGUUAGACUUGUUCCUGAGAACUUCCGAGACUUUAAUAACAAAAGGGAGAUAGAUCGAGAUCAGCUGAUGACUGUCCUGGCCAAUGUGACCCAUCUCUUGAUCAGAGCCAACUACAAUUCUGCAAAAGUGGCUCUUUACAGGUUGGAUUCUGUCUCUCUGGAUACAGCUAGCCCUAACGUUAUAGACCUGGCGCUGGCCACCGAGGUGGAGCACUGUGAAUGUCCCCAAGGCUAUGCAGGGAUCUCCUGCGAGUCCUGCCUCUCUGGCUAUUUCCGCGUGGAUGGAAUACUCUUUGGAGGAAUUUGUCAGCCCUGUGAAUGCCACGGCCAUGCAGCUGAGUGUGAUAUUCAAGGCGUUUGCUUUGACUGCGAGCACAGCACCACCGGGGCCCACUGUGAGCAGUGCCUGCCUGGCUUCUACGGGCGGCCUGCCCGAGGGACUCCUGGGGACUGCCAGCCUUGUGCCUGCCCCCUCGCCUCAGCCUCCAACAAUUUCAGCCCCACGUGCCACCUGGACGAUGGAGAUGAAGUGGUGUGUGACCAGUGUGCCCGGGGAUACUCAGGGACUUGGUGCGAGAGAUGCGCAGACGGUUACUACGGAAACCCAACAGUGCCCGGGGAAUCCUGUGUUCCCUGCAACUGCAGCGGGAAUGUCGACCCCUUGGAGGCCGGGCACUGUGACUCCGUCACUGGAGAAUGUCUGCGGUGCAUUGGGAACACGGAUGGCGCCCACUGUGAGAGGUGUGCUGACGGGUUCUACGGAGAUGCUGUGACUGCUAAAAAUUGCCGAGCCUGUGAGUGCCAUGGGAAGGGCUCCCUCUCUGACAUCUGCCAUCCUGAGACUGGGCUGUGCAGCUGCCGAGCACGUGUGACCGGAGAGCAGUGUGACCAGUGCUUGCAUGGCUAUUACGGGUUGGACACGGGGCUCGGCUGCCUGCCCUGUAACUGCAGCCCGUCAGGCUCCCUGUCGGACGACUGCACGGAGGAAGGCCAGUGUCACUGCAUGCCGGGCGUAGCUGGGAAACGGUGCGACAGGUGUGCGCGUGGCUUCUAUGCAUUCCAGGACGGUGGCUGUACACCCUGUGACUGCGCUGACACUCAGAACACAUGUGACCCAGAAUCAGGGGAGUGUGUCUGCCCUCCUCACACUCGAGGCGUGAGAUGUGAAGAAUGUGAGGACGGAUACUGGGGCUACGACCUGGAGCUCGGAUGCCAGGCCUGCAAUUGCAGUAGUGAAGGGUCAGCCAGUCAUCGAUGCGAGGUGCUCACUGGCCAUUGCCAGUGUAAGCCUGUCUUUGGUGGACCGAGCUGCCAUCAGUGCGCCCUGGGUUUCCGAGACUUUCCAGACUGUGUGGCCUGUGACUGUGACCUGAGAGGGACCGUGGUGGACACCUGUGAUGAGGAACAGGGUCUGUGCAGCUGUGCACAGGGAACUGGUACCUGCUCUUGUAAGGAAAAUGUCCUUGGCCUUCAAUGCAAUGAGUGUCGGGCCGGUACCUUUGCUCUCCAUGCUGACAACCCUCAGGGCUGCACCCCGUGCUUCUGCUUUGGGCUGUCACAGCUCUGCUCGGAGCUGGAGGGUUAUGUGAGGACACCGAUAACGCUGGGCUCAGAUCCUCCUCUUCUGCGAGUGGUUUCUCAGAGCAACCUCCGGGGCACGACCCAGGGGGUGUAUUACCAGGCCCCUGACGUGCUCCUGGACGCUGUGACCAUCAGGCGGCACGUCCACGCAGAGCCGUUUUACUGGCGGCUGCCGGAGCAGUUCCAGGGAGACCAGCUCCUGGCCUAUGGGGGCAAACUGAAGUACAGCGUGGCCUUCUAUUCCUCCAAUGGCAUGGGCACCUUCAACCUUGAGCCUCAAGUGCUCAUCAGAGGAGGCCGGACCAGAAAGCAAGCCAUCUACAUGGAUGCACCCGCACCGGAGAAUGGAGUUAGGCAAGAGCAAGAAGCUGAAAUGAAAGAGAAUUAUUGGAAAUACUUUAAUUCUGUUUCUGAAAAGCCUGUUACACGCUCAGAUUUUAUGUCUGUUCUUAGCAACAUUGAGUACAUUCUCAUCAAAGCAUCUUAUGGUCAAGGGCUACAGCAAAGCAGCCGCAAUGCUCAUUUCUUUGACUGUGCACCUGGCUACUACAGAGGGAAACUUCCGGAAGGUGGUGACAGGGGACCUCGCCUUCUGCUUGCGCCUUGUGUGCCCUGCAGCUGUAACAACCACAGCGACACUUGUGACCCUGAAACGGGGAAGUGUCUGAACUGCGGCGAUAACACGUCUGGUGACCACUGUGAUGUGUGCGCUCCCGGGUACUAUGGGAAGGUGACGGGCUCAGCCACUGACUGCUCUCUGUGCACCUGUCCUCACAGCGGCCCUGCCAGUUUUAGUCCGACUUGUGUCUUGGAAGGUGAUCACGAUUUCCGCUGUGACGCCUGUGUGCUGGGCUAUGAAGGGCAAUAUUGUGAGAGGUGCUCCUCGGGCUAUCAUGGGAACCCUGGAAUGCCAGGCGGCACCUGCCAGAGGUGUGAUUGCAGCCUGCAUGGCUCUGUUCACCGGGACUGUGACCGCAGGACUGGGCAGUGCGUCUGCAGGCCAGGGGCCGCGGGGCUGCGAUGCGAGGAAUGUGAACCCAGGCACAUUCUGGUGGAAAGCAAUUGUGUUUCUUGUGAUGAUGAAUGCGUGGGUGUGCUGCUGGGUGACUUAGACAAUGUUGGUGAUACCAGUCUUUCUGUGAACCUCACCAGCAUUAUUCCCGUCCCAUAUGGAAUUUUGUCAGACCUGGAAAAUACAACCAAAUACCUCCGGGAGUCUUUAUUAAAAGGAAAUACACAACAGGGGCUGGUAAAACUUCAACUUGAAGGUGUUACAGAACAAACAGAUGACCUGCAAAGGGAGCUCAGUAGAGUGUUAACAAGUAGCCAACAUGUGGCCAGGGCGACUGAAAGACUCCUCAGCGAGAGUCAAGAUCUCAUGACAUUUACUGAGAAAUUGAAGAUAAGCAUUCAAGAAAUUAUUGAAAAGGCAUCAACUCUAAAUCAGACCUUGGAUGAAGAUUUCCAGCUACCCAGUUCCACUCUUCAGAAUAUGCAAAAGAACAUGACAUUUUUGCUAGAAACCUUACAGAAAAGGCAUUUUAUGCAGUUGCACCAAAAUGCUACCCUUGAACUGAAGGCUGCUGAAGAUUUAUUGUCACAAAUUCAGAAAAAUUACCAGAAGCCACAGGAAGAGUUGAAGGUAAUAAAAGAAGCUGCAAGCAGCCUCCUUUCAAAACACAACAGUGAACUGCAGGCAGCAGAAGACCUGGUGAGGGAAGCAGAGGCAAAGACGCAGGAAAGCAGCCGCCUCCUGCUCAUUCUCAAGGCCAGCCUGCGAGAGUUCAAUGAUAAAAAGCUGCAUGUUCGAGAAGAACAAAACUUGACCUCAGUGCUUAUCGCCAAAGGAAGAAGAUUGCUGGAUGCUGCCACAGCACGUGCAAAGGCUGCACAAAGUGCACUAGCACAAUUAGAGCAUCACCGGGAUGAGCUGCUUUGGUGGACUGCCAGAAUCAGGCACCACGUGGAUGACCUGGUCAUGCAGAUGUCCAAACGAAGAGCGCUUGACCUUGUCUACAGAGCUGAGGGCCAUGCAGCUGAGCUCCAGGAACUAGCAGGGGCUCUGGACAGUGGCCUUGGAAAUGUUAGAUUUGUGUCCCUGAACACAACCAGCGCAACCCACAUCCAUUCCAACAUUCGGAGCCUGAUUGAAGAAUCAGAAAAACUGGCAGAAGAUGCUCUCAGGACUGUGAUGGAGGUAAGCCUGUUCCCAGAAGCCGUGGAGUCUAAUGGGAAAGCAGCUCUCCAGCGCAGCUCCAAAUUCCUAAAAGAAAGCAGGAGCCUGAGCAGAAAGCAUCAAGGUAUCACAUUGGAACUGAGAGAAUUGAAAAAUACGGCAAAGACAUUUCAAGAAAAUGCUGAUAAGAUUACUAGGCAGACCAAUGAAUCACUCUUAAUACUUAGAGCAAUUCCUGAAGGUGUCAGAGACAAAGGAACCAAAAUCCAAGAGCUGGCCACAUCUGCCAAUCAGAGUGCUGCGAGCACACUGAAGAAUGUGGUGGGACUGAGUCAGAAGCUGCUGAACACAUCGACAGACCUGUCCAAGGUCAAUGCCACCUUACAAGAAGCAAACGAACUUCUACGGGACUCCUCAAUGACCAGUCUGUUAGCUGGGAAAAAAGUUAAAGAUGUGGAAACACAAGCCAACCUUUUAUUUGAUCGGUUGAAGCCUUUGAAGAGAUUAGAAGAGAACCUGAGCAGAAACCUGUCAGAAAUUAAACUGCUGAUCAGCCAGGCCCGGAAACAAGCAGCUUCGAUUAAAGUUGCUGUGUCUGCAGACAGAGAUUGUAUCCGGGCCUACCAGCCUCCGAUCUCUUCAACCAACUAUAACACCUUAACACUAAAUGUUAAGACGAGCGAACCCGAUAACCUUCUCUUCUACCUCGGCAGCAGCACCAGCCCUGACUUCCUGGCAGUGGAGAUGCGGCGAGGGAAAGUGGCCUUCCUCUGGGACAUGGGCUCCGGGGCAGCACGGUUGGAAUUCCCAGACUUCCCAAUUGAUGACAACAAAUGGCACAGUAUCUACGUAACCAGGUUUGGAAACAUUGGUUCAUUGACUGUACAGGAAAUGAGCACAACUCAAAAGCCACCACCAAAAACAAGUAAAUCCCUAGGAGCAGCUAACGUUCUGGAUAUAAACAACUCAACACGGAUGUUUGUUGGAGGGCUCGGAGGACAAGUCAAGAAGUCUCCCGCUGUGAAGGUUACUCAUUUCAAAGGCUGCAUGGGAGAAGCCUUCUUGAAUGGACAGUCCAUCGGCCUAUGGAACUAUGUUGAAAGGGAGGGCAAGUGCCAUGGCUGCUUUGGAAGCCCCGAGAAUGAAGACGCGUCCUUCCACUUUGAUGGGAGUGGGUAUUCCGUCGUGGAGAAGACGCUGCGGGCUACUGUGACGCACAUUAUUAUGCUUUUUAGUACCUUUUCAACGAACGGGCUUCUCCUCUACCUCGCUUCAAAUGGCACCAAAGACUUUUUAUCCAUCGAGCUGGUCCAUGGCCGAGUGAAAGUUACAGUUGACCUGGGCUCAGGGCCUCUUGCCCUCAUAACAGACCGACGUUAUAACAAUGGGAGCUGGUACAAAAUCGCCUUCCAGCGGAACCGGAAGCAAGGACUCCUAGCAGUUGUCGAUGCGUAUAACACCAGUUAUAAGGAAACCAAGCAAGGGGAAACCCCAGGAGCAUCUUCUGACCUCAAUCGUCUUGAUAAGGAUCCAAUUUACGUGGGUGGAUUACCUCGUUCAAGAGUUGUAAGGUAUGAUACCACUGUCAAAAGCUACGUGGGCUGUAUCAAAAACCUGGAAAUAUCCAGAUCGACCUUUGACUUACUCAGAAAUUCCUAUGGAGUGAGAAAAGGCUGUAUCCUUGAGCCUAUCCGGAGUGUUAGCUUCUUGAAAGGCGGCUACAUUGAGUUGCCACCCAAGCCUCUGUCACCAGAAUCGGAGUUGUUGGCCACAUUUGCCACCACAAGCAGCAGUGGCAUCAUCCUGGCUGCCCUGGGCAAGCGUGGGGAGAAUCGGCAGGUCCAUGGGCCCUUCUUCUCCAUCAUGCUCAUUGAAGGCCACAUUGAAGUGCAUGUUAAUCCUGGGGAUGGGACCAGCCUGAGAAGAGCUCUCCUGCACGCUCCCACGGGCACGUACAGCGACGGACAAGACCACUCUGUCUCCUUGAUACGGAGCGGGAGAAUUAUCACUGUCCAACUGGAUGAGACAAAACCUGUAGAAAUGAACUUGGGCCCAUUGGCGGAAAGCAUGACAAUAAAUGUGUCCAACCUGUACAUAGGGGGUGUUCCAGAGGGUGAGGGGGCAGCAAUGCUCCAGAUGAGAAGGUCAUUCCAUGGCUGUAUCAGAAACCUCAUCUUUAACAUGGAACCUUUGGAUUUCACUGGUGCGGUCGGCUAUGAGCAAGUGGACUUGGACAGCUGCUUGCUUUCAGAAAAGCCUAGGCUGGCUCUCCAGGAAGAGGACAGCGAGCUCCUGCCAGAGCCUCAUCCUCUACCACGUCCACAACAGUGUGCCAUGGACGGAACCCCAGGUUAUGUCCCCAAUGCUCACCAGUUUGGACUCGUACAAAGCAGCCAUUUCGUGCUGCCUUUCAAUCCGUUGGCUGUCAGAAAGAGGCUCUCAGUUCAGCUAAGUAUCCGAACAUUUGCCUCCAGUGGGCUGAUUUACCACAUGGCCCACCAGAACCAAGUGGAUUACGCCACGCUCCAGCUGCACGGGGGCCACCUCCACUUCAUGUUUGACCUUGGGAAAGGAAGGACAAAAGUCUCGCACCCUGCACUGCUCAGUGAUGGCAAGUGGCACACGGUCAAGACAGAGUACUUUAAAAGAAAGGGCUUCAUGACGGUUGAUGGCCAGGAAUCCCCCAUGGUGAGCACGGUGGGAGAUGGCACCACCUUGGAUGUGGAAGGAAAGUUGUACCUGGGAGGCCUUCCCUCCGAUUACAGGCCCAGGAACAUUGGAAAUGUCACCCACAGCAUCCCCGCUUGCAUUGGGGAGGUGACAGUGAACAGCAAGCAGCUGGACAAGGGCAGCCCAGUGUCUGCAUUUGCAGUAGCCCAGUGCUAUGCAGAGGCCCAAGAAGGAACUUUCUUUGAAGGAAGUGGAUAUGCAGCUCUUGUCAAAGAAGGCUACAAAGUUCGUUCAGAUGUGAACAUCACACUUGAGUUUCGUACCUCCUCAGAGAACGGCGUUCUCCUGGGGAUCAGCAGCGCCAAAGUGGAUGCCAUUGGAUUAGAGAUUGUGAAUGGCAAGCUCUUAUUUCAUGUUAACAAUGGUGCUGGUAGGAUAACAGCCGUGUACGAGCCCAAAGCUCCCCACACUCUCUGUGAUGGAAAAUGGCACACCCUGCAGGCGAACAAAAGCAAGCACCGCGUGGUGCUGGUCGUGGAUGGGAACGCCGUUCAUGCUGAAAGUCCACACAUCCAGUCCACCUCAGUGGACACCAACAAUCCCAUUUAUGUUGGUGGCUAUCCUGCCGAUGUAAAGCAGAACUGCCUGAGCAGCAGGACCUCCUUCCGGGGCUGUUUGAGAAAGCUCACUCUCAUUAAGGGCCCGCAAGUGCAAUCCUAUGACUUCAGCAGAGCUUUUGAAAUACAAGGAGUUUUCCCUCAUUCCUGUCCUGGGUCUGAGCCCUGAAAUUCAGGAAAACAACUCAGUUCGGAUCAAUUAUUGCUUAUAUUUUGAAUAGUUAUUUUGUGAAUUAAAAUUUCUUCAGAUUCCAUUUCCAACUCAGGUUAAGUGUUUUCAUAGAGAAAGUUUGUGUUUAUGUUAAACUAAAACCACAUGGACAACAAAUACCUCUAUUAAAUAGUUUAAAAU
Molecule: messenger RNA, 9363 nt
Organism: Myotis davidii
Lineage: Eukaryota; Metazoa; Chordata; Mammalia; Chiroptera; Vespertilionidae
Gene: LAMA1
Product: laminin subunit alpha 1
Exons: 63
Coding region: 1-9180 (3059 amino acids)
Biological process (GO): regulation of cell adhesion; regulation of cell migration; camera-type eye development
Cellular component (GO): basement membrane
Molecular function (GO): signaling receptor binding; extracellular matrix structural constituent
Source: RefSeq, a predicted model, not a curated record